This is a messenger RNA of Adelges cooleyi (spruce gall adelgid), 1212 nucleotides long. RefSeq names its product outer dense fiber protein 3. Bases 175 to 930 code for a protein of 251 amino acids. The transcript has 6 exons. NCBI's taxonomy places the organism in Eukaryota, Metazoa, Arthropoda, Insecta, Hemiptera, Adelgidae. The record is from RefSeq and is a predicted model, not a curated record. Gene Ontology annotation, cellular component: cytoskeleton.
GCCGUCGUCGGGGCGUGGGCUUGCUUGUUUGUAUGGCUGAAGUUUAGCACAUUUGUUGUGGCCCAAAAAGAGCGACUGUUAACCGUUUCCGUUUCAGUUGUGCCCGUGCUCCCGAACACACAGCACUCGCCCAGGUAUACAACAGGCAAACUUGGUAGUAGAACAUUUUUGAAAAUGGGCGGAUUUCAGCAGAGACAAUGGACCCCUACCAAGAGACGUGGUCCGAUAGCAGCCGAAUUUUCCGGCCCCGGUCCGGCUGCCGUGGCUUUACCCACACUUGUAGGAAAUCUAGUACCAGAAUCUAAACGCGGACGUGGGCCCGCAUUUAGUUUUGGAGCCAGGCAUAACGAAAAAAACGAUAGCGCUGGACCUGGACCAGGGCAAUACAAUAUUACUGGAAUGAGCUCUAAAGGCAAAGACACGCCGCUCGCGGCCACGCUGCACUCCAGGCCCAAAGAGACGAGGGCGGACAACUACCCGGCGCCGGGCGACUACAACCUGGACAGGUCGGAGAAGGCGCUGCACGAGCACUCGCCCGAGUACACUUUCGGUCUGAAAACCCAAACGGACAAACCCAACCCGAACCCGGCGCCCAACGUGUACAACAUACCCACCGUGAUGGGCGCGGCCAAGGAGGGCCACUUCAGGGCGGCCCCGUCGUUCAGCAUAUCCGGCCGCACCAAGGACUUCCCGGACGGCAGGUUGUUGAAUCCGGGACCGGGAGCUUACAACGACGUAAGUGGAGAUAGUUUAAAACCCAAAUCGCCGGCGUACACGGUCAGCGCUAGGUACAAUACGCCCGGGGACAAUUCGCCGAGACCCGGCCCUGGCACUUAUUCACCGGAAAAGGUUCCAAUUGAUCUGCCACCGGCGCAUUCGUUCGGAAUCAAGCAUUCGCCGUACUCGCAUAGUUUUGGUAUCGGUUACUAAACGGAAAUACAAACAACUAUCUAUUUAACAAGUUUAGAUUAGCCUAACAAGAUAUUGCUUGAAAACAAUGUUGAUUUCAUAAAAAACAAGCGGGUUAUUAAAUUACAUUGUCAAAAUUGUUGUCGCAGUAAAAUGUACUAUUGUUGUUUUUAAAACGAAAUAGAAAACAUAUUGUAAAAGUGUUCAAAAAACUAACCAACGAAAAUUAAAAUAUAUCAGAUAUAAAAUUAACCUACCUUAUGUGUAACAUGGAACAAAUAAAACAGUUAUUGAACAUCUUAA